UUGAAAGGCCCAUUAUCACUAGUAUGAGUAGUACGAAGGUCCAGGAUACCGUGGUGGUCAAAACUUCCGAAGUAGCUGCGGUGAAACCAGUUAAAAAGAAUAGUGCACAGCAGAUAUCUACAUUGGGAGGAUUUAUAUCUGGAGGGAUAGCAGCAUGUGGAGCAGUUACUUUCACCAAUCCUAUUGAAUUGAUUAAGACUCGAAUGCAAUUACAAGGAGAGUUGAGCAAGAAUAGCGAUGCUCCUAAACUUUAUAGGAACCCAGCUCAAGCAUUUGUACAUAUAUAUAGAAAUGAAGGUAUAAGAGGAUUACAACAAGGGUUGGUAUGUGGAUAUUUGUAUCAAUUAGGGCUUAAUGGAUGUCGAUUAGGGUUAUAUGAACCAAGCAGAUACUACCUUACCAAAUAUUUGGACUCUAAUAACUUCAAAGAAGAUGGAAGUAUACCACAAAAUUUAUUUAUAAAUGUAUUAUCGGGGAUUAUAUCCGGGAGUGCAGGAGCAGUGGUGGCAUCGCCAUUUUUCCUUAUUAAGACCCGAAUGCAAUCGUAUUCUAAGGCAUCAAUUGGUGGAGGUCAAGAAGUUGGUCAACAAACUUACUAUAAAAAUACAUUUGAUGGGCUUGGUAAAAUUUAUAAAUCAGAAGGCGUUAAAGGAUUAUUUAGAGGAGUUGAUGCAGCUAUUUUACGUACUGGUGCAGGAUCAGCAGCUCAACUACCAGUUUAUAAUGCUGCAAAAAAUUUCUUAUUAAAGAAUAACGUUGUUAAUGAAGGUUCAAUCGGAUUGCAUUUUCUUGCUUCGAGUUGUGCUGGUUUAGGGGUUGCUAUUGUCAUGAACCCCUGGGAUGUUAUAUUAACCCGUGUUUAUAAUCAAAAGGGUGAUUUAUACAAGGGACCUAUUGAUUGUUUCGUUAAAACAGUUAAAUCAGAGGGUCCUACUGCGUUAUAUAAAGGAUUUUGGGCUCAGUUAUUCAGAAUCGGUCCUCAUUCAAUCUUGACCUUAAUGUUCAUGGAACAGGUCUUGAAAGUUGCCGUCAAGGUUGAAUCCAGAUUAAAGUUAGACUAG
Molecule: messenger RNA, 1061 nt
Organism: Hyphopichia burtonii NRRL Y-1933
Lineage: Eukaryota; Fungi; Ascomycota; Pichiomycetes; Serinales; Debaryomycetaceae
Gene: OAC1
Product: Oac1p
Exons: 1
Coding region: 24-1061 (345 amino acids)
Source: RefSeq, a predicted model, not a curated record